This is a messenger RNA of Carcharodon carcharias (great white shark), 2741 nucleotides long. RefSeq names its product gastrula zinc finger protein XlCGF8.2DB-like. Gene Ontology annotation, cellular component: nucleus. The coding region runs from base 421 to 1179 and encodes 252 amino acids. Lineage: Eukaryota; Metazoa; Chordata; Chondrichthyes; Lamniformes; Lamnidae. The transcript has a single exon. Gene Ontology annotation, biological process: regulation of transcription by RNA polymerase II. The record is from RefSeq and is a predicted model, not a curated record. Gene Ontology annotation, molecular function: RNA polymerase II cis-regulatory region sequence-specific DNA binding; DNA-binding transcription factor activity, RNA polymerase II-specific.
CUGUUCUGAAUUUCUAGGCUCUGCUGACAGUCAAGAGUUUUGUAAACUCCUUUUGCAGGAUAUUGGAAGGGGAAGAUUUAGAGGGAAGCUCAAAUCAAACUUCACAUCAAGAUUUAAAACCAUCACUCAAUUCAUCAGGACCUGAAUAUCAUCGGCAAUUGAAUGUGGAAGGAGAAAUGCUUGUCUGUUCUGUCUGUGUGAAAAGAUUUCAAACAUCAGUGUGACUGGAAAAACACUGAGGUGCGCACACACACCCGAGUGAGAGUGUUCAGUGCACUGACUGUGGAAAGAGCUUUCACAAGUUACAUAGCCUGAAAAAACAUCACACCAUUCACAGCGGGGUGAGACCGUACACGUGUUCUGUGUGUGGACAAGACUAACUGAUUAUUCAACCUGGAGAGACAUAAGGACUCCGGCACCAUGGACAAACCAUGGAAAUGGGAGGAUUGUGGUAAAGGAUUCAAUUAUCCAUCUCAGCUGGAAAUCCAUCGACCCAUUCACACUGGGGAGAAGCUGUUCACCUGUUCCGUGUGUGGGAGGGGAUUCACUCAGACAACCAAACUCAUGUCACACCAGCGAAUUCACACUGAGGAGAAGCCAUUCACUUGCUCUGUGUGUGGGAAGGGAUUCACUCAUUCAUCCGGCUUUAGGUCACAGCAGCGAGUUCAUUCUGAGGAGAAGCCAUUCAGCUGUACUUCCUGUGGAAAGAGUUUCAGGCAUUCAUCCGCCCUUGCUGAACACCAGCGAGUUCACACUGGGGAGAGGCCGUUCACCUGCUCUGUGUGUGGGCAGGGAUUUACUCAGUCAUCCAGUUUGCUGAGACACCAGCGAGUUCACACUGGGGAGAAGCCGUUCAGCUGCAGUUCUUGUGGAAAGAGUUCCAGGCAGUCAUCCACCCUCAUUGCACACCAUCGAGUUCACACUGGGGAGAGACCAUUCACCUGCUGUGUAUGUGGGAAGGGAUUCACUGUAUCAUCCGCCUUCGAGUCACACGUGCAAAUUCACACUGAGGAGAAGCCAUUCAGCUGCACGGACUGUGGAAAGAAUUUCAGGUGUUCAUCUGCUCUCCUGGCACAUCAGAAAGUUCAUACUGGAGAGAGACCAUUCACCUGCUCCGUGUGUGGGAAGAGAUUCACUCGGUCCUUCAACCUAGUGACACAUGAGCGAGUUCAUAAGUGACUGAGGGGGUUGGAUUCUGCUGUUAUCACUGCUGUUAAUCAUAUUCAGGAUUGAUAGUCUGACAAUGUCAAGUUUGUUUCUGCUGAUGUUAACAAUCCCUAUAACUGGCUGGAGUUUAAUAUUCUGCAGAUGUCACUGAUACUCGGGGCUGCAGUGUCCCUUUUUAAAAGCACCAUCUAUGAUCGUUCCCCUUAAUUCAUGAACCUCUAGAAGGUCGGUUCCAUUCCACAGGACGUGCAUGACACAUCAAUAAUUACAAUUUACAAAAACAAAGGGCCCAGAGGAGAUUGGAACAAAAACUUUGUCCACCAAAGGUCCUCCGUCUCAUCCACUCCUUUCAUGACACCAUGCCCUGUACUCUACAGUUUGACGGUUCCACCUCUGACAGUUUCAGGGUGAAGAAUGGAGUGAAGCAGGGCUGUGUCCGAGCCCCCGCUUAGUUUGGUAUUUUCUUCUCCAUGUUCCUGACCUUGGCCUUCCCUGCAGAUAUGGAAGGAGUUUCCCUGCAUACUCAAUCAGAUGGCAAACUACAAUCUGUCCAGACUGAAAGUGAAGAUAAAAUACAGCCUGUCUCGAUCACAGACCUCCUCUAUGCUGAUGAUGUGAUGAUGUCAUGCUUGUGACUCACACAGAAACUCAGCUACAAAGACUCAUGGACCGUCUCUCCCAUGUCUGUAACCUGUUCACCCUUUGUGUAAACAUCAAGAAAACUGUGGUUUGGGGACUGGGUGUCAUAUCCCUGUCCUUGAUCACACUAAAUAACACGCCACUGGAAGUGGUCAGUGAAAUCUAUGACCUUGGGUCCAUAGUGACAGACAAUCGGUUUCUCAAUGCGGAACUUGAUACACGCGUAGGGAAAGCAGCUCCACUUCUGGCCGACUCACGAAUCGUCCAUGGAAUAACAUCAAGCUGCCUCUCAGCACCAAGAUGCUGGUUUAUGAGGCCUGUGUCCUCAGCAUCUUGUUAUCUGCCUGUGAAACAUGAACGAUUUACAGUGAUCAGGAAAGGAAGCUCAACAACUUUCACCUUCACUGUUUGUAACACAUUCUGGGCGUCUCAGGGACAGAAUCAGGAAUGUGGCAGUCCUCUCAAAGACAAAUCUCCCAAGUAGGCUCGCUCUCAUCAAGCAGAGGUGACUUCACUGGCUCUGAAGGAGAGUCAUACGGACUUGAAACGUUAACUCUGUUUCUGUCUCCGUAAUUUCUGCCAGACCUAUUGAGUUUUUCCAGAAUUUUCUGCUUCUACCCCAUAAGAGGCUGCUGGUCUCUCUUCCAUGGUCUUGUCCGUGUCUGGGCGGCUCUGGAGAGGGAGCAUGUGGUGUCCACCCGUACGGUUGAUGCCUUCCACCACCAGUGGGUACCUCAGGGUACAGAGUCUCAGAGACACUGCAAACAACAUUCUGGUUUAGUUAGGAAAGUUCUCUUCGCUCUAUUUGGGGGUUUGAUGCUGAUUUUAAGCUCUUUUAGUUUAAUUGGACAACAUGUUUGAGAGAACAAGAGAAGAAAGUAUGUUCUAUAGAAACUAGAAUUGUCUGUUUUGAAUUCCUACCCUGGACUGACAGU